Ostertagia ostertagi is the source of this 858-nucleotide messenger RNA. NCBI's taxonomy places the organism in Eukaryota, Metazoa, Nematoda, Chromadorea, Rhabditida, Trichostrongylidae. The record is from the annotation of a GenBank genome assembly.
AUGACAACUGUGCAGAAGCCAAACCUGAAUCGGAUGAAAGAUUACCAGACGAAGACAACCAUUCUUCCUCAUCUGUGGAACAAAUUGACGAGCACAGUGGUGAACAGUCACCUGAUGAUAGCAAGCUCAGACGACGAAGCUCGAAGGACGGAGUUAGGAAGAGCAAUGAUGAAGGCAAAUCCAAACAAAAAGUUCAAAGAUUUAGUAAAAGAACUCUUUGCAAAUCCUCCGGCGCCGAGAAAACGGGAGAGGUCCUCUCAGAAAAGCUCGGAAACUCUAGAGAAUUACAUUCGCAAAGAAGAUCAACUUUGCAACCGCCUUGAGAUUUGUUCAUCGCUGUAUUUGAGAAACAGAAGACGUGAAUUCCUGGAUCGAAUAAUAGUUUAUGAGGAGAAAUGGAUUGUAUACGACUACACGUAUCGCAAUGUCGGCCGACUAUCGAAAAAAUCUGACCCACAAGAGAAAGCGGAGCCAUCCGAUAUCUCGACGAAAAGAAGAUCAAUGCUGACGGUGUGGUGGUCAUCCUACGGUGUCAUACUCCACAAAGUUCUGUCGAGCAGUCCCUCUAAAGAAGGCAGGACUUUUACAUCUAAUGCUGUAAUUCAUAUAUUGUGCCGAUUCGGUUUUGAAUGUUUACCGUAUCCGUAUGACUCAGUGUAUCUUUCCCCUCACACUUCUUACAUCAGUACUCAUUUCGGUAAUUACUUACAUAACAGAAAGGAGCAGAUUGAAGAAGUGGAUGAUGCAUUUCGUGACUUCAUUAAAACUAAACCAUCCAGUUUUUUCAAGGAAGGAUUGGCGGAGCUUCCAACUCGUUGGAAAAAUUGCAUUAAUUCACGUGGCGAUCUUCUUGGAUAG